Molecule: messenger RNA, 2578 nt
Organism: Bicyclus anynana (squinting bush brown)
Lineage: Eukaryota; Metazoa; Arthropoda; Insecta; Lepidoptera; Nymphalidae
Gene: MED16
Product: mediator of RNA polymerase II transcription subunit 16
Exons: 20
Coding region: 96-2543 (815 amino acids)
Biological process (GO): positive regulation of DNA-templated transcription
Cellular component (GO): mediator complex
Molecular function (GO): protein binding
Source: RefSeq, a predicted model, not a curated record
UGUGAUUUGUAAUAAUAAAAUAAUUAAUGAAAUUUUAAAUAAGUAUUUACAGUUUUAAUUUCAUUUUAAAUGGUAAUUUAUGAUAAAGCAACAAAAUGGAACUUAUUUAUUCAAUGAGACGUAAGCCGCUUAAAUGCGAGCCUCCACACUUUGAUAGAACAACAGAUCCAGAAGUAGUGAGGCCAGUAUGUACCAUCUCUACAUGCAAUAUUAUUGCCUUCUCUUCACUGACAGAACUCGCAGACUCUGAUGGUGAAACAUGGGGUGGCCAUGUGUAUGUAUGUGAUUUGGACACACCAUGGGACAGCCACAAAGUUGUCAGUACUAUGCAUCCAGUAUCUGCUAUAGAAUGGGACGGAGAGGGCAAGAAGCUACUUGUUGCUACUACAGUGGGUGAAGUGUCAGUUUACGGGCAGAAGGAGUAUCUCCUAAAUGAGUGGAUAUGCUUGUAUACUGCUAAUUUCCCAGGUGAAUAUAUAAAAAAGGCUAUAUUUUUCCACAAUGGUCGAAGGGUGGUAGCAUUGGAGAAAAAGCCUGAUGCACCUAUCAGUGACAGGAUACAAAUGUUGAGAGCCACACCAACAUUGAAAGGAUUUGGCGGCGCGGCGUGCGAAGGCGCGUGCGUGGUGUCGGGCACGGGGCUGGUGGGCGCGCUGACGCCGGGCGAGGGCGCGCGCGCUCACGUGGCCGCCGACUGCCUGCGCGCCGUGCGCGGACACGUGGCCAGCGCCGCGCUCGCGCACAAGAAUGGAAACCUGCUGAUAGCGGCGGGCUGGCGGCGCGGCAACAAGCGCGGCGUGCACUGCGCGCUGUGCUCCGUCGCGCGGCCCGGCGCCUCGCGCGCGGCGCCCGUCGCCAUACAGCUGCAGCCUCUGCCCACCGUCUACCUGCUGGACGACGACGUGACGCCCAUGUCGAUAUCAUGGUGGCUUCGCGACGACAUCGACUCGCUGCUGAUCGCCGGCGCCAACCUCACCGUGUGGAAGCUGACGGAGCGCGCAUAUCCUGUACACAAGUUACUGUCCAAAGGUCCAGUGCAGGGCAGCACGACUCCUGGUGGGGGGCCGAAAACUGUAGACUGUUUUAAUACUGUGGCGUGGCAGCAGGCGGCCGCAUGGCAGCUAGAAGGUGCCGAGAACGCCACGCACGUGUCGGCGGCGCGGCUGCCCCUAGGCGCGCACGCUGUGCUCGCCACGCCGCGCGCCCUGCACCUGCUGGCGCGCGACACUCACCACUACUUGGUAUCGCGGCCCGUCGUCACGAGCGGAGUGGGUGCGGGAGCGCCGGAGGCAGCCAGCGGCGCCGGCACUCCGCCGAAGAAGACCAAGUACGGGCCCGGCGCUAUACCUAGCGGCGCGAGUUGCGCCACCGUGUGGUGCGUGGAGAUGUCGGCGCUGGGCGGCGCGGUGGUGGCGGUGGACACGCACUCGCAGCUGCACGUGUACAAGCUGCACCAGCCCGCGCCCGACAUACCAACGCCACUGACAGUGCAGCACGUGACCUCGCUGCUGGAGUACUCCAUGGUGUCGGGCUACGACUGUCUCGACGUACUGAUGACUCUCAAAGCCAACAUCGUUGAGGCUGUUUAUGAAAGGUUGACGGAAAGUUUCCAAAGGCAGCCGCCGUCGUUCCAGCAGUUUUAUUUCCACAGUUGGCUUAAACUAAGGAUAGCGUUGUGCAGUUUGUCAGCGUCAUGGCAGAGCAGCGCUGCGGCGCUGACCUCGCUGCAGUUGUGCUACGCCACGUGGGCCGCGUGCGCGAGCGCGCUGCGCGACGACAAGCCCGACGUGGCGCCGCUCUCCGCCCUGCUGGACGAGCACGCGCCUUCUCUACCGGAGCACGACAAGAAUCUUCUAGCAUUAGAAGCGAAAGCGGAAAUGACGAGCGAGGGUGCCCUUCAAGCGCUGCAGCCCUUGCAAGCGCUCAGACGACCGCUGCAGAGGGCACUGCACACGGCGCUGACAGCGCUCGCAGCGCUGCAACCGGCCAACCUGCACCAGCUGCAACAUCACAGUGGGUACGAGCUGUGGUCCGACCCCGCCGCGCUCACGUUACUGCGCAAGCUGGUGCUGGUGGCGCGCGCGUGCGGGCGCGGCGGCGAGGCGCUCAGCCGCCCGCUCGCGCGCCUGGCCGCCAACACUCCGCCCAAGCCGGACCUGCUGGAGGAGUGCGCAUGCGUGUGCGCGCAGGCGCCGGCGCGCGUGUGGGAGGCGCUGCCGCGUCGGUGUGUCGCCGCGCCGCACGCGCGCACUUGGCCGCUCUACUUGGAGUACGGCGUGGAGCCCGAGGCGCUCCGCUACGUGCCCGAGCCGCCGCCCCACGCGCAGUCCGACAUCGCGCCGUCACUCGACAUGGACUCCAUCAGGUACAUGUACCUGGGCGGCGGGCGGCGCGCGGCGCGCUGGCGGCGCUGCGGGCGCUGCGGCGCGCGCGCACUCCCCGCCGCGACGCCCGCCAAGCAUCCGCUGCAGAAGGCCUACGACCAGCGCUUCCUCGCCGCCUGCAGAUGUGGUGGCAAGUGGACCUUAGUUUCUAAUGUAUAAGUAGGUAAUUUAAAUGUACUUAAUUAAGAUUUGUU